This is a messenger RNA of Notolabrus celidotus (New Zealand spotty), 1742 nucleotides long. Its product is annotated as secretory phospholipase A2 receptor-like. The record is from RefSeq and is a predicted model, not a curated record. Lineage: Eukaryota; Metazoa; Chordata; Actinopteri; Labriformes; Labridae. The coding region runs from base 1 to 1536 and encodes 511 amino acids. The transcript is spliced from 8 exons.
AUGAACGAGUCUGGAGUCUUUGAUGCUACAGGCAGCUUCAGCAUGGGGAGCAGCCGCCUCGCAGGGGACAGACUCUACGUCAUUAAUGAAGCAGCCCUUGGUCUUCUUCUGAUCGGCCUGUGUGGCGGGAUCAUUUAUUUACUUGUCUUCAUGAUAGCUGUGUGCCGCAAAAAAAUCCACACUCAACACCUCACAGUGUUCAUGGUGUCGUUCACCUUCACCUCUGUCUUCCAGAUGCUGUCCACAUCUGUGAUGGUGAUGAGAUUUCUGGGUAGCUGUUAUCUGAAACACUGUGAUUAUGUGCUGGUUGUGUGGGUAGCGUCCCGACGAUUAGGAGUGCUUCUCCACCUGCUGGUGGGGCUUGAGUUCUUGCUGAUCCGUAGCAAGUCUCGCUUCGGCUCCAGACUUCUGCGAACGCACUGGACCCUGCCUGUCGUCCUCACGCUGAGUCUCAUAAGCAUACUUUUCGCUGGGGUCUUCGAAGCUUCUGUGUUUCUGGGCUCCCUAUAUUACAUCCAAGAGUACAUCCUUGUCACUGACCCAAAGCUGAGCUGGACUGAAGCCCAGAGCUACUGCAGAGCCAAGUAUAAUGACCUGGCCACCAUAUCCAAUGACCACAACUUCAGUGUGAUCACCAAAAUGACCUGGAACUGGACCAGCGCCUUCUGGAUCGGUCUGCAUGUCAACAGCUGGAGAUGGUCUCUUGUUGGUGAGCAUUUCUACACAGGUGUGGAGGAGGACUACAGGCAGUGGCAGGACAAUCAGCCGGACAAUGCAGCGCCACAGGAGAACUGUGCCUCCAUGAUGGAUGACGGCUUCUGGAGAGACAACAGCUGCAUGCUCAAAAUGCCUCUCAUUUGUUUCAGAGAGAAUGACGAGGCAAUUCAUGCAAACAUUUCUGAGGGAUCUGGAUCCACAUUUCAAAACGGAGAAGAUGGUCAAUACAUACUGGCAACCGAUGACAAGAGUUGGUAUGAAGCUCGAAACUACUGCAGGGAGCAUUACACCAAUCUGGUCGCUGUGAGGAGUUCGGCCGAAAACCAGGCGCUGAAGAACCUACUGCAGAAAAAACACAGUGUGCAGGAGGCCUGGAUUGGCCUCCACAGAGAAUCCUGGAAGUGGUCAGAUGGCAGCACAUCCCUUUUCAGAAUGUGGGGCCGCCAGCCUGAAAACGAAAACAACUCUCAAUCAUGUGUUGCCAUGGAAUAUGGUGGAUGGAGCAACCGGACAUGUAGCACUGGAUUCGGCUUUCUCUGCCAAAAGAUAACUGAACUUUCUGAAGGAACCUCAGCACCAGUCUCUGAACCUGCCAACGUCUCCCAAGUUAGGAGAAGGACUUCAUUGAAGAUGAAGUUCUCAACUGACUCGAACCUCGCAGACCCAAAGAUCCAACAUCAGCUCACACAGCAGAUUGAAUCCGUCUUGAACCGUCAGGGCUUUUUUGAUAUCAAGCUGCUCCGGUGGUCGGUGAGAGCAGAGCCAAAACCAACAGAGAGAGAUGAAUGUGGAGAAGAAAAAAAGAAAAAAGGUGGCUGAGACUUUUUGUUCAUCCAAAUGUGACUACAAAGAGGAAUCAUGACAAAAUGUUUAACAAUCACCUAAUAACAUCUAUGUAUUUUGUAAGCAGACAACUGGGAGUGUUAAAGUUAUCUGAAGUGGCACUGUUUUGUAUGUGUUGUUUGUUUUGUUAGAAUGAUCUACCUCAUACACAUUUCUUAAAGUGACAGAACUCUUUGAAGUAU